AGGUUAGUGGGAGAAGAAUCAGACGAGAGGAUGCAGCGCGCGCCUCUAGCGGCUGCUUUUUUAUCCUCCCUCUGUCUCACCUUCCUGGUUGUCAUCACCCUCAUCUCCCGCCCGAGGGCCCAAGUGGACUUGUCAAGUGCGGGAGCAUGGCCGCGCGUCGGAGAGGUCCUUCACAACGUUAGGGUGGAGCAUCCUCGUCGAUCCAGAGCACACAGGAUCAGGAAGGGGGAGCCGCUGGUGACGGCUAAGAGCGAGGAAGAGGCAAGAGAGGAGCUGAAGGGCACCAGCAUCCCGGCUGCGACCCAGCAGCUGAGAUACACUGGAAGCUAUGCCGACACGUCAUACGUUGUCAACGCUCCCGCUGGCGAUCCCGCAACGGUGUACGCACAUCACAGCAUCUGGCCGGCGAAGGUAGACCCGAAGAUGCCGUACAUUGAGACGGUUCAUGCAGAUGGGACUCCCUACAUGCAACCGCUCACAGUCUACGCUCCCCCCGGAGGCGCCGUUCUUCCUGAAGCAGACAACGCUCCUCUUGACAACACGGUGUAUCAGUGCCAGCCGUCGGGGUACAUGAUUGGACCCGUCGGUUAUCAUUGCACUCCUGCGUGCAAGGACAGCGCACUCUGGCGGUCGGAUUACGGAGACUGCUCUGUCUACCGGUCAGCCAUCAAGCCAGGAGGCUUCAAGGACUAUUGCGGGUCCGACAAGGACAUCGCUGGAGUCCCAGCAACCGUCGCCUGUCCCGUCUCCUGUGGAACUUGCGGCAUCGGCCUCUGCUACGUCAAGGAGAAAUUCAAGGCUUGCAAGCUGAGCACGUAUUCGACCGAAGAGUCCGAGGAGACUGUCGCAUGA
Messenger RNA from Guillardia theta CCMP2712, 852 nucleotides. RefSeq lists its product as hypothetical. NCBI's taxonomy places the organism in Eukaryota, Cryptophyceae, Pyrenomonadales, Geminigeraceae. The record is from RefSeq and is a predicted model, not a curated record. Bases 31 to 852 code for a protein of 273 amino acids. The transcript has 7 exons.